Molecule: messenger RNA, 5141 nt
Organism: Chinchilla lanigera (long-tailed chinchilla)
Lineage: Eukaryota; Metazoa; Chordata; Mammalia; Rodentia; Chinchillidae
Product: oocyte zinc finger protein XlCOF6-like
Exons: 3
Coding region: 655-2742 (695 amino acids)
Biological process (GO): regulation of transcription by RNA polymerase II
Molecular function (GO): RNA polymerase II cis-regulatory region sequence-specific DNA binding; DNA-binding transcription factor activity
Source: RefSeq, a predicted model, not a curated record
UUACUUUUUUUCACUUGGAUUCUAAUUGGUGGGCUUCUUCUGUGACCCGUGCUUUAGUGCCUUUGUACAAGUAAACCUGGGUUUCGCCAGCAGGAGAAGCACAGUUCCCAUUCUGCUGCUGCGUUAGCCUGAAUUCCAGUGUAGCAUCAACUUCCUGUGUGACAAGUGCCAGUGGAUGGAGCGUAAGUGACGACCAAGACAUGAAGUAGACAUUUGGAAAACUCAGCAUCAUACGAGCUUUUUAUGAGUAGAAUUGAGAUGUUUUGUGUCAUGACUCUCACUCUUCUUCCUGGAAAUACCUGUCUGGUGAUGUAGGAGGCCGUGACCUUCCAGGAUGUGGCUGUGAACUUCUCCAGGGAGGAGUGGGCUUUGCUGGAUCCAUCCCAGAAGAAGCUCUACAGAGACGUGAUGUGGGAAACCUUUAGGAACCUGGCUGCCGUGGGUAAGGACGAUGCCGCUUUCUCGUGGAUGUAGCUGGAGAGCGCUGAUCGCUGCUCCCCCGUGCAGAUUACUUCAGGGGGAGAUGGAAGCAUUAAAUUAAAGAACUCAGAUUACCGGCAAAUUGAAGAUAACUACAGAAGUUUCAGGAAAAAUCUAAGAAGUGAAGAGGUGGAGCAGUCCUGUGAAUAUAAAUUAUGGGAUCAACAUGGAGGAAUGGUUUCUCAGAUUCCAGAUCCAGAUGUGCACAUGACCGUUCUUGGUAUAAAACCCGGUGACAGCCUUUCCCCUAGAACGCCUCUGCUUGGUCCUUCAUCAGCAGAUCAGCUCAUCAAGACUAACACUGCACUCAAACCACAUGAGCAGCAGGGGUUUCAAGAGAAGCUGUCUACUUGUAACAAACAUGGCAAAGCCUGCACAGAACUGCAGUCCUUUCAGAAACAUGCAAAGACAAGUGCUGGGGAGAAACUCCAAGAAUACGCGCCAUGUGUGAAAUCCUCCUCUGAUUGCGCUGAAGAAAGUACCAUUGAAGAGAAGCCAGACGUCAACUCAUUCCUUACACCCAGCGAUAGUCAAGUCAGGGAAAGAUGUCACAAUGAACUGACUAUGAAUAUCUGCGCACCAUGGCAAAAAGACUUUAAUUCUCAUCAUGACAGUCAAUCGCAUGAAAAAGCUCACUCUGGAGAGAAAACUCAUGUAGGUAAACAGUAUGGAAAUCGCUUCACCAACAAUUCGUUGGGUAAUCAUGCAAGAAGUUACAAAGGGCAGAAAUUCUAUGUAUGUAAGCAGUGUGGGAAAGCUUUCAACAGAAAAGAUAAUUGGCAAAGGCAUGAACGGACUCACACUGGGGAGAAGGCCUAUGUGUGUAACCAGUGUGGGAAAGCUUUCAGCAGACGUGGUGUUUGUCAGAGUCAUGAACGGACUCAUAGUAGGGAGAAAUUCCAUGUAUGUAAGCAGUGUGGCAGAGCUUUCAACACACACAGUAAAUGUAAAGUACACGAGCUGACUCACACUAGGGAGAAAUCCUAUCUGUGUAAGCAGUGUGGGAAAGCUUUCAGCAGAAAAGGGGAUUGCCAAAGGCACGAACAGACUCACACUGGGGAGAAACCCUAUGUGUGCAAGCAAUGUGGGAAAGCGUUCAGCAGAAAAUACCAUUGGCAAAUGCAUCAGCGUACUCACACUGGGGAGAAACCCUAUGUGUGUAAACAGUGUGGGCAAGCCUUCAGCAGGAAACACCACUGGCAGAUGCAUGAAUGGACUCACACUGGGAAGAAACCCUAUGUGUGCACGCACUGUGGGAAAGCCUUCAGCACACAUUGUAAGUGCCAAAUACAUGAAAGGACUCACACGGGGGAGAAGCCCUAUGCGUGUAAGCAGUGUGGGAAAGCCUUCAGCACAAGGACUGUUUGUCAGAAUCACGAACGGACUCACACUGGGGAGAAACCUUACGUAUGUACACAAUGUGGAAAAGCUUUCAGCAGCAAAGCAAGUUGGCAAGUACAUGAACGGACCCACACUGGGGAGAAGCCGUAUGUAUGUCAGCAGUGUGGGAAAGCUUUUAGAUCACACAGAACUUGCCAGAGUCAUGUACGGACGCACGCGGGGAUGAAUCCCCACGUGUGUCAGCAGUGUGGGAAAGCCUUCAGCAGCAAAGCAGCUUGGCAAGUACAUGAAAGGAUUCACACUGGGACGAAACCGUAUUCAUGUACGCAGUGUGGGAGAGCCUUCAGCACCAAAGCGGUUUUGCAAAUACAUGAGCGGACUCACACUGGGGAGAAGCCCUAUGCGUGUAAGCACUGUGGCAAAGCCUUCGGCACAAGUGCUGUUUGUCAGUAUCACGAGUGGACGCAUACGAGGAAGAAGCCCUACGUAUGUACAGAAUGUGGGAAGGCUUUCAUGACCUAUUACCGUUGUCAGGUCCAUGAAAGAGUUCACACUGGGGAGAAGCCCUAUGCAUGCAAGGAAUGUGGGAAAGCUUUCAGCACGCGUGAUGCUUGUCAAACUCACGAGCAGAUUCACACUGGGGAGAAACCCUAUGUAUGUGAGCAGUGUGGGAAAGCCUUCACCAGGAAAGAUAACUGGCAGCUGCAUGAACGGAUUCACACUGGGGAGAAACCUUACGUGUGUAACCAGUGCGGCAAAGCUUUCCGCAGGAAACACCAUUGGCAAAUGCACGAGCGGAUUCACACUGGAGAGAAACCCUACGUGUGUGUAAAGUGUGGGAAAGCCUUCAGCAGGAAACAUCACUGGCAAGUGCACGAAUGGACUCACAGUGGGGAGAAGCCUUACGCACGUAAACAGUGAGGAAAAGCCUUCAGCACAGGCAGUGGUUGUCAAACUCAUGAAUGGACUCACUGGGGAAAACCCCCAUGUAUGUACCAAUAUGGGAAAGCCUGUGUCACAGAUUUAGAACCAUGUACGAACUCACUGGGGAGAAAAUCUAUAUAUGUAACCAGUGCGGAAAAGCUUUCAGCAGACAAUAUUAUUGUCAACUAUGUGAAAGAACUCAUACAGGCACCCUCUGUAUGUCAGCAUUGUGGGAAAAGCUUUCCGCAGACAACGUAAUUGAGAAGAACAUGAAAAGACCCACAGUGGAGAUAAACAGUGUACGCCAGCAGAGUGGGAAAGCUUUGAGAUCACACAGAUUGUCAGCAUGGACAGACUCACACAGGGGACAAACAGUGUGUAGUGUGAAAGCCUUUAGCACACACACAGAUUAUCAAGAACAUAAAAAGACUCACACUCCGGGAGAAAUCCUGUGCGUGUAAAUGUGGGAAAACUCACCACACCUGUGUUUGUCAGAGAAAUAACUUGCACUGGGGGGUAAAACGAUGUGUGUGAGCAGUGUGGGAAAGCUUUGAGCUCUGUGGUCAUUGUCAGAAACGUAAAGGGACGUACUGUGGAAGUGCUGUGUAUGUAAGUGAUGUCUGAGUGCACUCACUACACAGGUCCUGUCGCGUACACGAAAUAAGCAACCCCGGGUAGGAAGUGUGUAGCAGCAGUAAUGAAAGCCUCUGCGGUGGGCAGCGAGCACCGGAAGAGGAGAGAGUGCAAUAACAAUGUAUGAAGUGACUCAGGCCGGGGGCAGACCGAGGAGAACCUUUUCUUCUGAACAGUGUGAAACUUUUCUCGGUGUACAGAAGUAUCAUUACAUACAUGAAAGAAUUUCUAGCGAAGAGACUCAGAACUUACAUGUGCGAUCAGGGAGGUUUUUUUUUUUUUAAUUAAAUACAUGAAAAGAGAAACCCUCUGAAUGUGAGAACACAUUGUGUGAUGCCCACAGAGUGAGAAAAUGUAGAAAUUCAUGAGUUAGUAUAAAUGCAGAACAUGAGGACUCAUUUUCACAUCAUGUUUCAUAAAACGUGGAAUGGCACUCUGGAGAAAUUCAUAUCAGUGUUUGUUACAUGGGAACACCUGUUUUCAUUUUGUUGUGAUUCAUGUGUCCAACAGUAUUGUGAGGCCGGGGCAUAUAGCUCAGUGGCAUAAGCACCUGCCUGGCAAGUGCAAGGUCCUGAGUUCGAUUCCCGGUACCAAAAAAAACCAGUAUUGUCAGCAACCGUUAACAUAAGGGUUGUACAUCAGUUGUCCUACAUGCAAGAGCGAAUACUGAACCAGGCGUGGUGGCUCACACCUGUAAUCCCAGCGUUCAGGAGGCUGAGGCAGGAGGAUCGUUGUGAUUUCCAGGUCCUCCUGGGCCCUAACUCAAAAUUAAAAAGAAUAAAUGUGCACACAUAAUUCUGAAGCUUCUUGUAAGCAAUAGCGUACUAGUUUAAUGUUGUUUCUUCAAAUACAUAACUGCUUUAUUUUGCAGUGUGUAAUAUCCAAAGGUGAAGUAACUUGCAUUUCUUGUAUGACAGUAGGCUCAGGAUUUUGUAGGUUAUUUUUGUUUCCUUUUUUCUUUUUCAUUUUCCUUAACUGUUGCCAUUUUUUCACUAGCUUCUAUUUGAAACAUUGCUGCACACAGUCUGUUACUCUAGCAAGAAUUUUUUACUUGAAUGUCAUAGUUUAUAAUUUCUAGUAAUUUCUGUAAGUGUUCUUAAGCGUGCAUCUGUGUUCAAACAAGUAAAUUAGCAAAUAACUCUGUUUGUUUAAGACAUGGUCUUACGGGGCAGUGCAGUCUGGCCUUGACCUCACUUUGUAGCCCAGACUGGCCUUGAACUCGCAACGAUCCUCCUGCCUCAGCCUCCCCAGUACCGGGAUGACAGGCGUGCACCACCACACCUGGCUUAGGUUUUUAAUAUUCUAAGAAGAUGUCUUUACAUAUCCCAGCAUAAUUGCAGAUUAUAUGCAGUGCAUAAUUUUCUGUUUUUUCUUUCUCAGAGGCAUUAAUGUGUGUAUACAGUAUUUGUUGUUUUUUAUCAUUAAAUUUAACUUUUCAUGCUCGUAUUUCCAUGCUUUAUUUAGGAGAUAAUUUAAUUCACCAUCCAAAAAAAAAAAAUCUGUAUUUUUGUAAGUCCCCCAGUGUCAUCGUCAGAGACCAAAAGAAUCAUAUAUUUUCUCAAGGAAGAUACAAUGCCUUGUAACUAUUAACUCCUGCACCAGCUAUAACUGUUGAUGGGAUGUGUCAGCAGGAACAUUCUCAGGAAUAUUUGACCAUGUUGAUGUUUGGACUGGUUUCUAGUCUUCAAAAUGAAGCAUUUUUUUAAUGUUGUGGAUACCAUUUGUGCUUUGGAAAGUGAUUUUUUUUUAACCAGUGAAACUCA